Molecule: messenger RNA, 582 nt
Organism: Alternaria alternata
Lineage: Eukaryota; Fungi; Ascomycota; Dothideomycetes; Pleosporales; Pleosporaceae
Exons: 2
Coding region: 1-582 (193 amino acids)
Source: RefSeq, a predicted model, not a curated record
AUGGCAGUGGAGCGGAAUCACGAUCCGUCUGGCGCAAUGGUCGACAUCCAGAGAAAUAUCCCUGCCAAUCAGCGCGUUCCAGAUCCCACGUUGAACAACACGAGCAGUGUAUUGCCGAGGAAUGAGAUAACGCUCGAGCUUCGUCCCUCCUAUCCGUUGACCACCACCCAUUACGGCGAAUGCAUAUACCUCUCAGAGUACCAAAAACGUCCUCCUAGCAAAGCCGACGAAGCCUCUCCCAACUCUUCUCUUUCCGCGCCUCUCCAGAGUCACCAUAACUUACCGCCUACGCCCUGUCAAGAUCCUAUUCCGCCCUCACUCUCCCACAAUCUCAUCACCAAAGAAGACUAUGAGAGUAUGGUCAAGGAAAACGUAAGGCUGAAACUUGAACUGGAGAUGGCGAAGGAGACCGCCGAGAAGGCCACGAAGGCAUGUCGCGACCUCGCCGCGUGGACUAUUUGGGAACGGAAUAGAUUGCUGUGCGAGCUAGCGGAGGCCAAGGAGGUGCAUCGCGCUUUCGUCGAUAACGAAGUCAACGAGCUCAUGGCAGAGGAAUCAGGCUAUCUACCUUUUUGUCAGUAG